AUGCCUGCGAUGGAGAGUAUUGGUCGAAGACAGUGCAUCCCUAUCAUUUAUACGAGGGGUACCCAUUAUGAAGUCGGAUUUGAUGUUGGCCGAACUUUCGCCAACAUUAUCCGCAGCUUCGUCAACAGGAGCAAGUCCCUCAACGAAGACUUCUUGCCUGCUUAUGAGACAGUCGAAGGCAGAAGGGCUUACGAAGAUACCCUUGAUAAUCUGAAGAAGAAUUUCCCGCAAUACGUCAGAGAAUUGGAAGGGACUGCUGAUGGCUCGAAUGUCCCUUUUCAUAAGCUUUUUUUAUUGCAUAUGGACAACAUAAUCCUGAGUGCUGUGAAAAAAGAAGUGAUACAUCCCCAACCAGUUGGAUGUUCUUCAAUCUGUGUCAACCAGAAUGACCAGCAACUUCUCGGUCACACCGAAGACGCUCUGGACGACACCCUGAACCACUUCUACUUCGUUUCCGCUCACAUAAUAUCCGACAAACCUCAAGGAAAAUGGAAAGUGAGGGAAGAAAAAUUCACCUCCCUUUGCUAUGCAGGACACCUGCCAGGAUACACGAUGAGCUACAACCACCACGGAUUGGUGUUUUCCAUAAAUACGCUGAGUGCUAAAUACUUAAAACCAGGAAAAACACCUCGACACUUCAUCACCAGAGCCCUCCUGUCUGCCGAAAACUUCGCUGGAGCCACGGAAAUCCUGCGGGACCGCGGCAGCGGAGCGGCGGACGGCUGCUCCAUCAACAUGACCUUUCUGAAUCAGGAAGGCGAUCGGAUGUUCCACAAUGCGGAAAUGGGCCCCGCCGACAAAACGGACGAGUCCCAGUUGAACGUGUUGACGAUCAGUCCGGGAGAGAACACCAUGCAUUGUAACAAAUACCUUCGGCUGAAAAUAGAAGAAACGAACGAAGAAAUGACCAGAAGCAGUGUAUGCCGAAUGACAACAUUCAAAAGUUAUCGUUCACCCAAAAAUAAACAAGAUAUUAUAAAUAUGCUGGGUGACCAUACCAAUAAAGACUACCCCGUAUUCAGAGACGGCCCUGGAGAUUUUGUUAAAACUAUUGCAGUUGGUAUAUUUGACUGCCGUGCAAAAACUUGGACUUUAUAUUCUGAUAACCCAAAGGAAAAUGAUCCACUGGUUGUAUUACCAUUAGAUAUAAAAACAUAGACAUCAAGAGCUGGAGAAUCUAAUAUAU
Phaedon cochleariae (mustard beetle) is the source of this 1186-nucleotide messenger RNA. The record is from the annotation of a GenBank genome assembly. NCBI's taxonomy places the organism in Eukaryota, Metazoa, Arthropoda, Insecta, Coleoptera, Chrysomelidae.